This is a messenger RNA of Musa acuminata AAA Group (dessert banana), 5530 nucleotides long. RefSeq names its product brefeldin A-inhibited guanine nucleotide-exchange protein 1-like. NCBI's taxonomy places the organism in Eukaryota, Viridiplantae, Streptophyta, Magnoliopsida, Zingiberales, Musaceae. Gene Ontology annotation, molecular function: guanyl-nucleotide exchange factor activity. The coding region runs from base 305 to 5428 and encodes 1707 amino acids. The transcript is spliced from 11 exons. Gene Ontology annotation, biological process: regulation of ARF protein signal transduction. Gene Ontology annotation, cellular component: trans-Golgi network. The record is from RefSeq and is a predicted model, not a curated record.
UCUCCGUAUUCGUUAACGUGGACGGAGGACAUCGCGCGUGAUGUUACGAAAUCGAUCGGAAUUCCUCGGUCAAUCCCUUCCCUGCCCAAUUUUAUUUUCUUUUAGUUUCCAUCCACCGCUCCUGACUUGGUCAUCAUGGCCUUCCUUCUGACCCUCCCGCCAUCAACACCUUCAUCUCAGAUACGAGCCCUAACCCUCUUACCAUUCUGUCUCUCUGUCUGAUCUGAUCCGAUCCUUCUCCUACCAAUGUCUCUGUUCCCAUCUCCUCCGAUCUGAUCUUGGUUUCCACCGCCGCUGCAACCUUAUGGCGUUCUUCCAAUCCCUCGGGGGUAGCUCUCGUGCCGGCCGUGUCCUUGGGCCCGCUCUCGACAAGAUCAUCAAGAACGCCGCGUGGCGGAAGCACUCCAAUCUCGUCUCCGCCUGCAAGGCCGCUCUCGACCACCUCGAUGGCCUCUCCGAUUCCCCUGAUAUCGCCGACCCCUCUCCGCUCCUCGGCCUCCCAUUCGCAGCUGCCGACUCCCUCCUCCAGCCCCUCGUCAUCGCCAUCGAUUCCGCCUCCCCAAAGGUUGCCGAGCCUGCUCUUGAGUGCUCCCAGAAGCUCUUCUCCCACGGUCUCCUCCGUGGCGAGAUCAACCUUCAAACCGACGCCGAUGAUGCUCCCCGUUCUGCCGCCUCACGUCUCCUGGCUUCUGUCUGCAGCUGUGGGGGGAUCGGCGACGAGGCCAUCGAGCUCGCCAUGCUCAGGGUCCUCAUUGCCGCUGUCAGGUCGCCCGCCGUGCUGGUCCGCGACGAGUGUUUGGCCCAGAUAGUCCGAAGCUGCUAUAACGUGUACCUCGGCAGCCAGAGCGGGGCCAAUCAAUUGUGUGCCAAAUUGGUCCUGGCUCAGAUGCUCGUUAUCAUCUGUGCCAGGGUGGAGGCGGAUGCCAUGGAUGUUGUCAGGGUUCGGACGGUCUCCAUUGCCGAUAUGAUGGAUCUAUCAGAUAGAAACUUGAACGAUUCCACUCUGGUUCAGGCUGCACAGAAUUUUAUCAAUGAGGUAAUGGAGGGAAAUGAAGCUGAGCCUUUGCCAUCAAAAUCGCACAAGGGAGAGGGUUUGGUGCCAACAGUAUCUUCUGAAGGGGAGGGGGCAGUGAAUGGUGGAGUUAGUGGUGGAUUGAGCAAGAUCAGAGAAGAUGGGCUGUUUCUCUUCAAGAACUUGUGUAAACUCUCAAUGAAGUUCUCCACGCAAGAGAAUCCCGAGGAUCCUCUCUUGUUAAGGGGGAAGGUUUUGUCGCUGGAACUUCUGAAGCUAGCAAUUGAGAAUGCGGGGCCUCUCUGGCGGACAAAUGAGAGGUUUCUUGGAGCUAUCAAGCAAUAUCUUUGCUUAUCACUGUUGAAGAAUAGUGCAUUAUCAGUGAUGAGUAUUUUUCAGCUACUUUGUUCUAUUUUCAUGGGCUUAUUGUCAAGGUUUAGAUCAAUGUUGAAAGAGGAAGUUGGAAUUUUCUUUCCCAUGCUUGUCUUGCGUAUACUCGAAAAUGUGCUUCAACCUAGUUUUUUGCAGAAAAUGACAGUUCUCAACUUAUUGGAAACGAUCUGUCAAGACCCGCAAAUUAUGGUUGACAUUUUCGUGAAUUAUGAUUGCGAUGUGAAUGCACCAAACAUAUUUGAAAGGGUUGUCAAUGGCCUUCUAAAGACAGGUUUAGGUGUUCCUCCUGGAUCAGUGACAUCAUUGUCCCCAGCUCAGGAUAGCACAUUGCGUGUUGAGUCAGUGAAGUGCCUGGCUGGUAUCAUUAAAUCAAUGGGAGCAUGGAUGGAUCAGCAGCUGAAAAUUGGUGUUUUUGCUCCUCAAAGUCUUGAAAAGGAGCAUUCUGCAGAGAACCUCACUGCGUUGAAUGGUGAAGAAGGAACCAUUGUCGAGUAUGAAUUGCAUUCUGAUGCAAAUUCUGAGCUAUCUGAUGCUGCCACACUAGAACAACGGCGGGCCUAUAAGUUGGAGUUUCAGAAAGGUGUUUCACUGUUUAACAGGAAACCUUCAAAGGGUAUUGAUUUUCUAAUCAAAACCAAGAAAAUAGGUGCUUCGCCAGAAGAAGUGGCUUCCUUUUUGAAAAUCACUUCUGGGCUGAAUGCAGCUAUGAUUGGAGACUACUUGGGUGAAAGGGAGGAGUUUCCUUUGAAAGUUAUGCAUGCAUAUGUUGAUUCAAUUGAUUUUGAGGGUAUGAACUUUGGUGAAGCCAUAAGGUUCUUCCUAAGAGGCUUCAGAUUGCCUGGAGAAGCACAAAAAAUUGACCGCAUAAUGGAAAAGUUUGCAGAACGUUACUGUAAAUGCAACCCGAGUUCUUUUACCAGUGCAGAUACUGCAUAUGUUCUUGCUUAUUCUGUGAUAAUGCUAAACACUGAUGCACACAAUAACAUGGUGAAAGAUAAGAUGUCAAAAGCUGAGUUUAUACGGAAUAAUCGAGGAAUAGAUGAUGGGAAGGAUUUACCUGAAGAUUAUUUGAGUUCUUUAUAUGAUCAAAUUGUGAAAAGUGAAAUAAAAAUUAGUGUUGAUUCAUCAGCUCCACAGAGUAAGCAAACGAGCAGCAUCAAUAAGCUUUUGGGAUUGGAUAGUAUUUUCAACUUGGUAAAUUGGAAGCAAGCAGAAGAAAAAGCAUUAGGUGCAAAUGAUUUGCUCAUUAGGCACAUCCAAGAACAGUUUAAAGCAAAGAGUGGAAAAUCAGAGUCUAUGUUCUAUGCUGUAACGGAUACAGCAAUCCUGAGAUUUAUGAUUGAGGUUUGCUGGGCCCCCAUGAUGGCUGCUUUCAGUGUGACGCUUGACCAAAGUGAUGACAAGUCUGCCACAGCACAGUGUUUGCAGGGCUUCCGAUAUGCAGUGCAUGUCACCUCAGUGAUGCAUAUGCAGACACAGAGAGAUGCUUUUGUCACAUCAGUAGCAAAAUUCACAUACCUUCAUUGUGCUGCAGACAUGAAGCAGAAGAAUGUUGAUGCUGUUAAGGCUAUUGUAUCCAUUGCCAUUGAAGAUGGUAAUUAUCUGCAAGAAUCAUGGGAGCAUAUAUUUACAUGUCUUUCACGGUUUGAGCAUUUACACCUGCUUGGAGAGGGUGCACCUCCUGAUGCUUCAUUCUUUACAGCACCCCUCACUGAAUCAGAAGAAAGAUCACAGAAAACACUUGCCGUUACAUCCAUGAAGAGGAAAGGAAAUGCUUUACAAAAUCCAGCGGUAAUGGCUGUUGUUCGAGGUGGUUCUUAUGAUAGUGCAUCUGUGGGAAUUAAAGCUUCUGCUUUGGUUACCCCUGAUCAGAUUAGUAGCUUUAUUUCCAACUUAAAUCUGUUGGAUCAGAUUGGUAGCUUUGAGCUAAACCACAUAUUUGCUCAUAGCCAAAGAUUGAAUGGUGAUGCAAUUGUAGCUUUUGUGAGGGCCCUUUGUAAGGUUUCUAUGACAGAAUUACAAUCUCCAACAGAUCCUCGAGUUUUCAGCCUCACAAAAAUAGUUGAAAUUGCGCAUUAUAAUAUGAAUCGCAUUCGAUUGGUUUGGUCUCGCAUCUGGAAUGUCCUUGCUGAAUUUUUUGUUUCAGUAGGAUUGUCAGAAAAUCUUUCAGUUGCAAUCUUUGUCAUGGAUUCAUUACGGCAGUUGGCUAUGAAGUUUUUGGAGCGAGAGGAGCUUGCUAAUUAUAAUUUUCAGAAUGAAUUUUUGAGACCUUUUGUGGUUGUUAUGCAGAAGAGUGUAUCUUCCGAAAUUCGUGAACUAAUUGUUCGAUGUGUUUCACAGAUGGUUUUGGGUCGUGUUAAUCAUGUGAAAUCUGGAUGGAAAAGUGUUUUUACGGUUUUUACAAUUGCUGCUGCUGAUGAACGCAAAAGUAUUGUUUUGUUGGCUUUUGGGACAAUGGAGAAAAUAGUUAGGGAUUAUUUUCCUUAUAUAACUGAGACAGAAACCACAACGUUCACGGACUGUGUUAAGUGCCUGAUAGCUUUUACAAACAGCAGAUUCAAUAGUGAUGCAAGCCUCAAUGCUAUUGCGUUUCUUCGUUUCUGUGCUGUUAAACUUGCAGAAGGUGGAUUGGUUUGCUACGACAAGAACUCUGAUGGUCAUUUAGGAAAUGGAGAUGCUUUAGAUGGAAAUAAUUUGACUGAAAAAGAUGAUCAUGCUUUCUUUUGGCUACCUUUACUUGAUGGUUUAUCUAAGUUGACAUCUGAUCCUAGACCAACUAUCAGAAAAGGUGCUUUAGAAGUAUUCUUUGACAUUCUCAAGGACCAUGGUCACCUAUUUUCAUCCCAUCUCUGGAUCAAUAUCUUUAAAUCUGCAAUUUCCCCCAUUUUUAACAAUCCACGGCAUAUGCUUGUUGGCCAGGUUUCACCAGUGCAUAACUCUCAAUAUAUGGAAGAUGAUUCAUGGAAAUCUGAAACCGAUACAUUAGCAGCAAAAUGCUUGGUUGACUUAUUUGUCAAGUUUUUCGAUGUAGUGCGUUCACAGCUUGCAAAUGUUGUAGCUAUUAUCACAAGUUUUUUAAGCAGUCCCUAUAAGCAGUAUGCUAACACAGGGAUGGCUGCUUUACUCCAUUUGGCUGCCAGUCUAGGAAGCAAGCUAUCAGAAGCAGAAUGGAAGGAUAUUUUAGUUCCCUUGAAAGAAUCAGCUGCUUCAAUGCUACCUGUUUUUUCAAACAUCAUCAAGAUCAUGCAAAAUGUUGAGGUUCCUGAUAGAAAUCAGCCUUAUUCUGAUGGUGAACAAUAUUCUGAUCAUGAAUUUAUUAACGAUGAUGAAGAGGAGGCUAAUAUGGAAACAGCAUCAUAUGCAAUCGUCAGAAUGAAGAACCACAUAAGUGUUCAGCUCCAAAUUGUACAGGUUGUCAAGAAGCUGUAUGAGGUGCAUCGGAAAUACUUUUCUGCAGCUCAUGUUACCAUUCUAUUGGAAAUACUUUCGUCCAUUGCAUCACAUUCAAGUGAAGUGAGUAAUGAAAGUGCUGUACAGCUGAAGAUGCAGAAGGCAUGCUCCUUAUUGGAGAUUUCUGAUCCACCAAUUGUUCAUUUCGAGAAUGAAUCCUAUCAGAAUCUCCUGAAAUUCUUGCAAACUUUACUUACUGAAGAUGAAUUUGUGUCACAUGAGUUGAGAAUAGAAUCAGAAGUUGUGUCAGUUUGUCAGAAAAUAUUGCAGAUAUACUUAAAUUGUGCAGGACACGAACUAACAGAUCAGAUUUCAAAUACAAGCCCAGCAUUACACUGGAUACUUCCUUUAGGUUCAGCGAAGAGAGAGGAAUUGGCAGCUAGGGCAUCGCUGGCUGUGUUGUCCUUGCAAGUCUUAAGUAGCUUGGAGAGGGAUUCAUUUAAAAGGAACUUGCCUUGCAUUUUUCCGUUGUUAGUUAACCUUAUUCGUUGUGAACAUAGCUCCAGCGAAGUGCAGCAUGUGCUAUUUGACAUCUUUCAGUCAUUAGUAGGCCCUGCAAUAAUGAAUUUAUGAUGUAUAGACUUGAUUUAAAAUAUCAUUCUAUUGUUCCAUCCUCCAUACGGUGUGACAUAAUUCUUGUUGAAUAUUAUAAAUGGCCACCGUGUUCUGGAUUGA